UGACGAUUGGCCGGCAACGGAGGUAGAUCGCUGUUGUGCCUGCCGUUUUAUGUCACUUCCCGUGGCAAUCAAGCACGGCGUUCCUGAAAGCGCAGCCGCCCCGGAAUCAAAUGCAUCUACAAGGAGCAUCGCAGGUUUUUGGCAACCAAUCGGGCAUUUCCUUGGUAGCCCUAGCAUCCAUCUCCAGCCACCACGCCCCGAUGUGCGGGAUCGCGGGAAGAACGGUCUAAAUAGUCAUUGUGAGUCACACGAUAUUCCCAUCCAUGUACGAUCGAUGCCAAAUGGGCGUCACUUUCCAUGGAGCCUCACUGUCCCACCUGCGGCAGCGGUACGCAGAUUCGGCGGCGGGAUACCCAUCCCGCAUCAUGUCGACCGGAUAUGUUCAAUAUGCUCAAUGCUCAAUAUGGCCAUCACAGGGCCCUCGUAUUUCCACACAACCUACCCGCAAACGGGCCACGAUCCAAAAACCUUGAGCACAUGUUCCCGCCGAUUGUCACACUUCUUCACCGCUCAGUCUUGGACGCGCCUCGUUUGGCAAAGCAGUGACUCGAUCGGUUCAAUUCCGUCGUCGAAGAAGGGCGCAAGAAGCCUCAUUUGUUGUCUACGGUGGUCGUCGGUAGAAGGUGGAAUCCCUCGACGACCAUUGCCAUCUGCUCUCCACCAAUGUAUUGGAGGCGUCGGCUGCACUAGAGGCUCGAAAACGCAGCCACAUGCCUAA
Periconia digitata is the source of this 718-nucleotide messenger RNA. The record is from the annotation of a GenBank genome assembly. NCBI's taxonomy places the organism in Eukaryota, Fungi, Ascomycota, Dothideomycetes, Pleosporales, Periconiaceae.